Molecule: messenger RNA, 1137 nt
Organism: Nannospalax galili (Upper Galilee mountains blind mole rat)
Lineage: Eukaryota; Metazoa; Chordata; Mammalia; Rodentia; Spalacidae
Gene: Tmem50a
Product: transmembrane protein 50A
Exons: 7
Coding region: 222-695 (157 amino acids)
Biological process (GO): protein targeting to vacuole; late endosome to vacuole transport via multivesicular body sorting pathway
Source: RefSeq, a predicted model, not a curated record
ACCGGCUCGCAACUGGCCUGUGCGAGCUGCUUCCCGGUCCCGCGCGCUGCGCUCACGGCUGCUGCCCGGCCGCUUCCUGUGCGGGGUGAGCCGGGAACCGCCGGCCUCAUCCGGACCCGCUGGGCUAGUGUCUGCCUGCUGCGACCCCGCAGGGGCUCCGAACCGCGUCUGAUUCCAGAACUUCAGAGCUGGACGCACCGACCCCGAGAUGACUUGAAAAGAUGUCUGGAUUUCUAGAAGGUAUGAGGUGCUCCGAAUGCGUUGAUUGGGGUGAAAAGCGGAAUACUAUUGCCUCCAUCGCUGCUGGUGUUCUAUUUUUCACAGGCUGGUGGAUUAUUAUAGAUGCAGCUGUUAUUUAUCCCACCAUGGAGGAGUUCAACCACUCAUACCACGCCUGUGGAGUUAUAGCAACCAUAGCCUUCCUGAUGAUUAAUGCAGUGUCGAAUGGACAAGUUCGAGGUGACAGUUACAGUGAAGGCUGUCUGGGUCAAACAGGUGCUCGUAUCUGGCUCUUCAUUGGCUUCAUGUUGGCCUUUGGCUCGCUCAUCGCGUCCAUGUGGAUUCUUUUUGGAGGUUAUGUUGCUAAGGAAAAACCCAUAGUCUAUCCUGGAAUUGCUGUAUUUUUCCAGAAUGCCUUCAUCUUUUUUGGAGGGCUGGUUUUUAAGUUUGGCCGCACCGAGGACUUAUGGCAGUGAAGAUGAGGGGUUGCUGGAGCACGACUGCCCUACAUGGAGGUUUUUUUUUUUUUUGGUUUUUUGGUUUUUUGGUUUUUUUUUUAAACUGCUCACCCUCAGUCUUUUGUAAUGCUGUUUUCUAAACUUAUUUCUGAGUGUAAUCUCAGCUUAAAGACGUGUAAUGCUAAAAUCGUGAGAACUCACUAUGUAAACAGCAACACAAUCCAGCGUGGCAUACAGUUGAUCAACUUCUACAGCAUUAAAGGAAACUUUGCAAGAGUCACUCCGUCAGGUUCUAUCAUGGUCUAAAGAAUCGAUUACAAAGAAAUAGUCAUUGGGAUGAGGAUUUGCUCCUCCGUCCAAUGUUGACUAAGCUCAGCCUCUUCUGUGUCUGAUAUUGAAUGAUGUAUGAACAUUUUCUUGUUAUUAAAAACUAUUCAGUGGACAAAGUUCUUUUUCAUUA